Molecule: messenger RNA, 3382 nt
Organism: Grus americana (Whooping crane)
Lineage: Eukaryota; Metazoa; Chordata; Aves; Gruiformes; Gruidae
Gene: RIOX2
Product: ribosomal oxygenase 2
Exons: 11
Coding region: 1873-3291 (472 amino acids)
Cellular component (GO): nucleolus
Molecular function (GO): histone H3K36 demethylase activity; histone H3K4 demethylase activity
Source: RefSeq, a predicted model, not a curated record
GGGGGGGAGGGGGUGUGAGUGGCUUGAUGGCGGCGGGAAGAACGGGCCAACUGCCGUCCCGCCGGGUUCGGCGUCCCUCUGGGACGCAGGGAAAGGCGUCCCGGAGUGCAGGGCGCGUUGUGGCAGCUCCGGGCCUUGUGGCCUCGUGGCUGACCCGCCGGGGCUCCGCGGAACGCGGGUAGUGUCACUCGCUGGGCGCCCUCCGUGGCGGCCCGGCCGGUCCUGUGAGCCUGGCUGGGGGCAAGGAGCGCAGGCCGCUGCCUGCUGCGGGCACGGGAGCGCGAUUUUCUGUUUUUUUCUCUUCUGGAAAAAGAAUAAUAGUAGCCCGGUGUGGCCGCGGUGAGGGGAGCGGUGGGGGCUGUGUGGCCUCAGGAUGGCUGGGGCCGUCUUUCUUCCCAGCUGCUUUGGAGGGGGUUGAGUCCUCCUGCAGUUGCUGGGCCAGUUCAGAGGCCUGAACUCAUCAAUGAGUACAUCUGGUGUGCGAGUUGAAAAAUACUGAUGUGAAAUAACAGUUUCUGUCUGAAGCAGGAGCAGGUUUGUUCUGUUCUGUGUUUUUUCUCUAGCCCUGCAGAGAAGGACUUGGGAAUAGUGGUAGAUGAAAAUUGGACAUGAGCUGGCCAUGUGCACUUGCAGCCCAGAAAGCCAGCCAUAUCCUGGGCCGCAUCAGAAGCAGCAUGACCAGCAGGUCGAGGGAGGUGAUUCUGCCCCUCUGCUCUGCUCUCCUGAGACCCCACCUGGAGUGCUGCGUCCAGCUCUGGGGGCCCCGGUACAAGACACGCGUGGACCUGUUGGAGCGAGUCCAGAGGAGGGUCACGACAAUGAUCAGAGGGCUGGAGCACCUCUCCUGUGAGGACAGGCUGAGAGAGUUGGGGUUGUUCAGCCUGGAGAAAAGAGGGCUCCAGGGAGACCUUAUUGCAGCCCUUCAAUACUUAAAUAGUAUAAGAAAGACGGAGAGAGACUUUUUCCCAGGGCCUGUAGCAACAGGACAAGGGGCAGUGGUUUUAAACUGAAAGAGGGUAGGCUUAGAUUAGAUGUAAGGAAGAAUUUUUUUUCUGAUGAGCGUGGUGAGGCACUGGAACAGGUUGCCCUGAGAAGUUGUGGAUGCCCCAUCAUUGGCAGUGUUCAAGGCCAGGUUGGAUGGGGCUUUCAGCAACCUGAUCUAAUGGAAGAUGUCACUGCCCAUGCAGGGGGGGGUUGGACUUGAUGAUCUCUUCCAGCACAAACCGUUCUGUGGUUCUACAGUUGUAAUAACGAACAAAACACUACAGAACAGCACAUUGUGUAAAUGAAGCUGUAUUCUGUGAAUAGUACAUGUCUGAAUUUAACUUUGUUAAAUACAAUGUGAGUGAGCUGAGAGGUUGAUAUGGAUUUAGGUCUGGAAUUAAAAACUAGCAAUUCAGGCUUGGCUGCAUUUGUAUUGCUGGCAUUGGGGGAUGUCAGUUGUAGAUCUCAGUACUGGCUGCAUCUUCAGAUGUUGCUAGCAACUGGGGACUAAUUUUCAGUCUAUGUUUAAGCAUUCUCUUGCCUCAUGGAGAGGUGUAGCUUGCUGCAACCAGGAAUGUCCAUCCUCCUAGGAAGCUGGUGAUGUGGAUUUGCUCCUGCAGGCCUAAGGUGACUGUAGGUUACUGUUGAGGUACAGGCUGUUACAGGAACUGCUGAUGAAACACUCUGCCCUGGAGUUGGUGAAUCAGUGAUGGUGUCCUGCAUACUACUGCACAGGAGAACUCAGUACUGCAUGUAAAUACCAGAACUGGAGUUUAAGUUUCAUGAUAAGGGAUCUGUUUUUGCUAAACCUGGCCGUUCAAGAUACAGUAUGGAGAUGCUGACAGAAGGACAGAGGCUGAGACGUGGGCCACUGCCACUGCGUGGAACAUGCCCAAGAAAGGAGGGAAGCAUGCUGAAAUGGGAAAAGAAAUGCAGACAGAGUGUAAACGAGCAAAGAUGGAAACAGCUUGCUCUCCGUCAGUCAUGAGUUUUGAGAGCCCAGACAGCCUCUUUGGAAGCUUGAUCUCUCCCAUCAAACAAGAGAUAUUUUUCAGGGAGUAUUGGGAACAAAAGCCACUGCUUGUUCAGAGAAAUGAUCCCCUGCAGGCUGCUUACUACCAGUCCCUGUUCCAGUUGUCAAAUUUGAAGGAACUGUGCAGCCAGGGUCUAUACUAUGGGCGAGAUAUAAAUAUCUGCAGAUGUGUGAAUGGAAAAAAGAAAGUUUUAAAUAAAGAAGGCGAAGUGAAUUACAUGCAGCUGAAGAAGGAUUUUGACCAGAAAAAGGCAACAAUACAGUUUCAUCAGCCUCAGAGAUUUAAGGAGGAGCUGUGGAAGAUUCAGGAGAAGCUGGAGUGCUACUUCGGGUCUCUGGUUGGGUCGAAUGUUUACAUUACUCCCCAGGGGUCGCAGGGCCUUCCCCCUCACUACGAUGAUGUUGAGGUGUUUGUCCUUCAGCUAGAAGGCGAGAAACAUUGGCGACUCUAUAAACCAACGGUGCAUUUAGCUCGGGAAUAUAAUGUUGAAUCAGAAGAUAGGAUUGGGAAUCCCACACAUGAGUUUAUAUUAAAGCCAGGUGACUUACUGUACUUUCCAAGAGGAACUAUUCACCAAGCUGACACUCCUCUUGGGAUCUCCUAUUCUACACACGUGACCAUCAGUACCUACCAAAACAACUCUUGGGGAGAUUUCUUACUGGAUGCAAUUCCUGGCCUUGUGUUUGAUACAGCAAAAGACGAUGUGGUGUUGCGGACAAGCAUACCAAGGCAGCUGCUUAUGCAGGUGGAUAUAGCUGACUCAUCCAAAAAACUGAGUAGCCUUUUGAGAAGGCUUGCAGACCGUCUGGAAAACACCAGAGAACUAAGAUCAUCUGACAUGAAGAAGGAUUUCAUUAUGAACCGGUUGCCACCUUGCUUGGGAUGUGACUCUGAUCCUUUGACUCCAGGUGGGAAAUUGCCAAAAAUAGAUAGCAAAAUCAGACUGCAGUUUAGAGAUCACACUGUCAUUACAGUGGAACCAGAUCAAGAGAAUUCUGAUGAAAUUCGCAGAGACAUGAUGGUUUAUGUGUAUCAUUCUUUAAAGAACAGGAGAGACACUCACAUGAUGGGGACAGAAGAUGAUACUACUAACGAGGAGGGCACAUCACAGCAGACUCACGGACUGCGGUUUCCUUUGUCAUAUUUGGAUGCACUGAAGCAGAUUUGGAAUAGCAGCACGGUUUAUGUUAAAGAGCUUAACCUUAGCUCAGAUGAAGAGAAAGAAAACCUUGCCUUGUCACUAUGGACUGAAUGUCUAAUUGAAGUUAUUUGAUGCUUUUGUGAAUUAGCUGUUCCUAUAAGUAGUAUUUCUGGCCAUUAAGAAUCUCCUGAAAGAAAGGCUUAUUAAAUUACUUUUUUAUCCA